Molecule: messenger RNA, 1517 nt
Organism: Macadamia integrifolia
Lineage: Eukaryota; Viridiplantae; Streptophyta; Magnoliopsida; Proteales; Proteaceae
Exons: 3
Coding region: 106-777 (223 amino acids)
Source: RefSeq, a predicted model, not a curated record
GAUCUAGUUGGCAGUUCAUCUGGUUGGGCCCACUAAAUCAAAUUACUAUCAUUUUUCCCUAAUAAUUUGAAAUUGAUUGUGGUGGUAAAUCCAUAAGUGAGCACCAUGAAUGCAAUAAUUCCUCCGUCAGUCUUUAGCAGCAAGACCAACUCGCUGUCGCAGAUUCCGGCGGUUGCCCUUGCUUCAGCUCCUCACCCAUGUUUGUCUCCGACUAAAACCAGAAAUUCGAGCGUCUUCGGGAUCCCCAAAACCCUAGUCGCUUCUCCCGAGUUCCUCUGCACAAUGAAAUUGAAAUCAGCCCCAGAUUCUUCUUCUGAUGUCAAUACAGGUUCUUCUUUCCUCGACGACCACGACGAGCCUGGGAUUUCGGGUUCAUCGCUGUCAACCGUGCCUUCUUCCAUGUUCUCCGGAGACGCUCUCAACGUCGAGAUCGUGAAGCUUGGCAACAACUCCCGGAGAAUUCGAUCCCGAAUUGCCAUCGAUGCCGACCUCAAAACUAUCUGGAACUUAUUGACGGAUUACGAGAGAUUGGUUGAUUUUAUUCCUGGUCUUGCCGUGAGCCAGUUACUCGAGAAGAGGGAAAAUUUUGCUAGGAUUUUCCAGAUUGGACAGCAGAACUUAGCGUUUGGGCUGAAAUUUAAUGCCAAAGGAGUUGUGGACUGCUAUGAAAAAGAUCUGGAGAAUCUUCGUUUUGGUCAAAGAAGAGAUAUUGAAUUCAAGAUGAUUGAGGGUGAUUUUAAAACUUUUCAAGGCAAAUGGUCUAUAGAACAGGAGUGACUACCAGCUAGAGUGGUAACCCUUGGAUCAUCAACACAAAGAUCAUUUCUCCUUCGAGACCAACCAAGAACUGUAUUUUCUGUCUGAAGCUCUUUAGACAAGAAGAUUUUAAUGGGUGAUAUUGAUGUCAAACAAUUCUCUGAUCAUUCUAUCUUUUCAGUGGCCACAUAGGGAAAAGGUGAUCGUUACACGUUAAAAGACUUUGAAACUCAAUUUCUGAUUAUAUUAUUUUCCUUGAGCUUAAUCAAGGACACUCUAGACCUAAGAAAAAUAAGAUACUCCAAGCACACAUUUAUCACAAGGACAGCCCAGCAAUUUUGUAACAAAAUAGUAAUUUUGGGGAUGGAAGAGUAACCAAAAACAAGGAGGAGUUUGAUGUGUUGUUGUUGAGAGUAACCCAAAAAAAAAAAAAAAAAAAAGAAAGCGAAAACAAAAGAAAUAGAAUAUAAAACAAAGGGGAAAAAAAGAGAGGGGUUGAUGAUGGGGGGGGGGGCACAUGAUCAUCGCACAUGAUCAUUGUGCAGGGGGUUUAUGACUGACUAUCUCACGUCUUGUUUAGCAAUUUGUAGUACUAGAUGAAGGCCCAACCACAUGUGACCUACCGAUACCAAACAACAUUGUCCCCCCCCCACCCUCCCCCCCAAAAAAAAAAAAAAAUCAGUUGUUUUCAUGGAAAUACAGGCAGAAUUACUUGCAUGUUGUUGUUUUUAAGAACUUUGGUACCCUGGAUAUACAAGCAU